ACACCAACCAUUUUCUUCUUGUUCUUCUCUACACUAAUAGUAAUCUCUCUCUCUCUCUCUCUCUCAUGGAAAACCAUCAAGCAAUCUUUCCGUGUUCAUCCUCAUCAACAUCAUCAGCCUCUGACUUAUCAUUAAACAUGGUGAAUUCCCAUGCUUAUACUGAAUUUCAAGCUCACAAACCAAAUGGGUUUUUGGGAUUGAUGACAAACAUGGGUGCUCCAAAUUUACGAGUUAAUGAUGUUUCUCAAAGCCAAAGGUUUGUUGGGACCGCAACUAAUGAAGUAAAGUCAUCAUCAGGUAAGAAAAAGGGAGAUACGAAGAUUAGGAAACCUAGAUAUGCUUUUCAAACAAGGAGCCAAGUUGAUAUUCUGGAUGAUGGGUAUAGAUGGAGGAAGUAUGGACAGAAAGCUGUCAAGAACAACAUCUUUCCAAGAAGCUAUUAUCGAUGUACUCAUCAAGGUUGCAAUGUUAAGAAGCAAGUUCAACGACUAUCUAAAGACGCAGGAGUAGUGGUGACAACUUAUGAUGGGAUGCAUUCGCAUCCAAUUGAAAAGUCUACUGAUAAUUUUGAGCAUAUUUUGAGUCAGAUGCAAAUUUACUCUACCUUUUAAGCUCACAAAUUGCAGAGACAAAAAAUAUUUAGUAAAACAUGUACUUUCAAAUUAGGCUUGAAAUAAAAUGUGCCAUCAUGUAUGCUUGUAGGACCUUAGGUACAACUUACAAUAGUUAAUUUAGAUUGUUUCUAUGUCUUUUCUUUAUCAUGUAAGAUAUAUGAGAUUUGCAUUACUGAAAAUAGGAGGAAUGUCCUACACACAAUAGUGAAUUCGGCAAAAAUCUUUGUAAUCAGGAUGGAAAGAGAAGGAUUUGAACCUUCAGAGGAAUGUCCUGUACAAAAUUGUGAAUUCGACAAAUAUAUUUGUAAUUCAAAAUGGGAAGAGGGGGAUUUAUAAAUAACUUGUACAACGAAUUAGCAAUAUCUACAACUACUCUCCCGUAGGGGUUUUUACGUUAUUGGAAAA
Molecule: messenger RNA, 1019 nt
Organism: Camellia sinensis
Lineage: Eukaryota; Viridiplantae; Streptophyta; Magnoliopsida; Ericales; Theaceae
Product: putative WRKY transcription factor 75
Biological process (GO): regulation of DNA-templated transcription
Molecular function (GO): DNA-binding transcription factor activity; sequence-specific DNA binding
Source: RefSeq, a predicted model, not a curated record